Messenger RNA from Sinocyclocheilus anshuiensis, 506 nucleotides. RefSeq names its product protein FAM177A1 (gene fam177a1b). The record is from RefSeq and is a predicted model, not a curated record. The coding region runs from base 5 to 436 and encodes 143 amino acids. The transcript is spliced from 5 exons. Lineage: Eukaryota; Metazoa; Chordata; Actinopteri; Cypriniformes; Cyprinidae.
AGCGAUGGCAGAAAUACCCCUUUAUCUAUCCAGCGUCAGUAUAACUGUCACACAUGAUAUGGACUCUGACAAGCUCUCUGGAAAAGAGAAGGAAUAUGAGUGUGUGGAGCUUGGUGAUCUGGACAGAAAAGAGAAGACCCCACGCCGCAUUAUUCAUUUCUCCAGCGGGGAGACCAUGGAAGAAUACAGCACAGAUGAGGAGGAGGAAGACAAAACACAGAACGCAAAGAAAGACCUUCUGUCCUCCAUAGACACAUCCAAGCUGGCUUGGGGCCCAUAUGUCUGGUUUCAGAUGUGGAGAGCAGCUACAUCCACUAUAUCUGCUUGUGACUACCUCGGUGAGCGAAUGGCAUCGCUUUUUGGCAUCACCUCAGCUAAAUACCAGUAUGCCAUAGAUGAAUACAGCCGGUCAAAGAGGGAGAAGGAAGAGAGGUGAAGAUACACGGCUCACUGAAGAGGCAGAGCACCUGUUUGAAGAGCAGCAAAAUGAUGAAGACGAGGAUCCA